Molecule: messenger RNA, 891 nt
Organism: Knipowitschia caucasica
Lineage: Eukaryota; Metazoa; Chordata; Actinopteri; Gobiiformes; Gobiidae
Source: the annotation of a GenBank genome assembly
AUGCUCCUUCGGCCUCGCGCUCCGCCCUCUUCCUUUAGCGGAAAAAAAGUGCCGUGCCGUGUGCCCUCACGCCGCCUCCACGCUGCGAUCCGGAGCCGGACAGACCCAGGGGGAAAGAUGUCUCUGGGUGGAACGCCAAUCACCGUCUUGCAGUUGCCCGGGGGACAGCUCCAGGUUCAGGGGGUGAUUCAGUCGGCUCAGUCCUCGGUCAUCCAGUCUCCACAAGGGCACACUCCACAGCCUCAGGGAUCGGACUCUGACGACUCCCAGGACUCGUCAGACAGCGGAGCCGCGACGCCCAAGAGAGAGAGUUUGGCCCGAAGACCCUCCUACAGAAAAAUCCUCAAUGAUCUGUCCUCAGAGGCCGGAGCAGAGACCGGGGUCAGCGGGGUCCCGUCCACACCCAUCUACCAGACCAGCACCGGACAAUACGUCACUAUCGGUGCAAAUGGGACAAUCCAGUUGGCCACGGGCUCCGAAGGGCUCCAGGCACUGACCAUGCCCAGCGGUGGAGCGGGUCCUGGGACCACCAUCCUGCAGUACGCCCAGACUCCAGACGGACAGCAGAUCCUGGUGCCCAGUAACCAGGUGGUGGUACAAGGAGCCGGAGGGGAGAUGCAGACGUACCAGAUCCGCACAGCGCCCUCGUCCAGCGCCGGCCAGGCCCUCGUCAUGACAACGGGAAUGUCCCAAACGAAGAGCGACGACCCCACCAUGAAAAGGGAGAUCCGGCUUGCCAAAAACAGGGAGGCAGCUCGCGAGUGUCGGCGAAAGAAGAAGGAAUAUGUGAAAUGUUUGGAAAACCGCGUGGCUGUUCUGGAAAACCAAAACAAGACGCUCAUAGAGGAACUCAAAACUUUAAAGGACUUGUAUUGUGUGAAAACUGGUUAA